AAAUUAGUUUUAUUUUUUGAUAACAAUCAUUAUGUAUAACAUUCCGGAAUAAGCUUUUACAAGCUUGCUGCUGAAAAUGAUAGAGGCGGGCAACGCUGAAACCGCAAAAGUGGAAACUACAGCGCCGGCGAGCCCGGACAUAACAAAAGAUGAGGAAGACGUAGCGAGACCCGAGGCGACGUUUCGUUUCACUGUCCAAAACAUCAGCCAGUUAAAAGAGCAGGUUCUCUCACCACCAUGUUACGUGCGGUGCCUUCCUUGGAAGAUCCUGAUCGUCGUGCGUCACACCUCAACACCGGAGCGGCAGCAGCAGAAAGCAUUGGGCAUAUUCCUCCAGUGCAAUGGUGAUUACGACACGCCAGGGUGGUCUUGCUAUGGGUUGGGAGAACUGAAACUGCUCUCCCACAAGCCCGAUGGAGAGCAUUUGUGUCGAAAACUUCAUCAUAUGUAUCAUUGCAAAGAAGAUGACUGGGGAUUCGCCCACUUCGUCUCGUGGGACGAUCUGAUGGAUGUAGAUAAUGGUUUUGUCAAAGAUGACUCUAUAAGCGUUGAAGCUCAUGUAGUCGCGGAAGCACCUCAUGGCAUAUCCUGGGACUCAAAGAAACAUACAGGAUAUGUUGGGCUCAAAAACCAAGGAGCGACAUGCUAUAUGAAUUCUCUUCUUCAAACAUUAUUCUUUACGAAUGUUCUACGGAAGGCCGUGUACAAGAUCCCAACCGUUGGAGACGACAGCAGCAGAUCAGUAGCUUUUGCUCUGCAAAGAGUGUUUUACGACCUUCAAUUCUCUGACAAGCCUGUUGCUACAAAGAAAUUAACAAAAAGUUUCGGCUGGGAAACACUGGACUCUUUUAUGCAACAAGAUGUUCAGGAAUUCUUGCGUGUGCUCCUGGACAAGCUGGAAAGUAAAAUGAAGGGAACAGUCGUCGAGGGGACAGUGCCCAAAUUGUUCGAAGGCAAGAUGACGUCGUUUAUCAAGUGCAAGAAUGUUAAUUGCACCAGUACCCGCGUGGAGACGUUCUACGAUAUACAGCUUAGUGUUAAGGGAAAUAACAACAUCUACGAAUCAUUCAAAGACUACAUAAGCACGGAGCUCCUGGACGGCGAGAACAAAUACGACGCUGGAGAACACGGUCUGCAGGAGGCCGAAAAGGGAGUCAGGUUCGACGUGUUCCCCCCGGUGCUGCACCUCCACCUCAUGAGGUUCCGAUACGACCCCCAGAGCGACGCGUCUAUCAAGUUCAAUGACCGGUUCGAGUUCUUCGAAGACAUAAACUUGGACCCGUACCUUCAAGAAAUCCCGACGACUCCUGCGCAUUACACGCUCCACGCGGUACUGGUACAUUCGGGGGACCACCACGGUGGGCACUACGUGGUCUUUAUAAAUCCUAAAGGAGAUGGAAAAUGGUGCAAGUUCGACGACGAUGUGGUGUCCCGAUGCAGCAAACAGGAGGCCAUCGAAUACAACUUCGGCGGCAAAGAGGACGCGCCCUACCUCGCCAGGAGGGCCACGAGCGCCUACAUGCUCAUAUACAUACAGACCUCGCAACUGAAAUACGUGUUGCAAGACGUGACCGAGAACGACAUCCCGAGCGACCUCUCCGAGCGCAUCAACGAAGAGAUGCGAUACGAGAUGGUAAGGACAUGCGGCAGAAAAAUAAGGUGCCGGAAAUAUAAAUCUGACACGUCCGUGAACUCUGCAAAGUACUACUCGAAGAUUUUCACAGCAUUAAAACAGUUCUUCACUUUGCAGGCCAUACCCGGCUCUAAAUGUAAAGGAAGAUAG
Amyelois transitella is the source of this 1783-nucleotide messenger RNA. RefSeq names its product ubiquitin carboxyl-terminal hydrolase 7. Gene Ontology annotation, molecular function: cysteine-type endopeptidase activity; cysteine-type deubiquitinase activity; protein binding. NCBI's taxonomy places the organism in Eukaryota, Metazoa, Arthropoda, Insecta, Lepidoptera, Pyralidae. Gene Ontology annotation, biological process: regulation of protein stability; protein deubiquitination. The transcript is spliced from 11 exons. The record is from RefSeq and is a predicted model, not a curated record. Gene Ontology annotation, cellular component: nucleus; cytosol. Bases 77 to 1783 code for a protein of 568 amino acids.